Molecule: messenger RNA, 1435 nt
Organism: Centruroides sculpturatus (bark scorpion)
Lineage: Eukaryota; Metazoa; Arthropoda; Arachnida; Scorpiones; Buthidae
Product: quinone oxidoreductase-like protein 2 homolog
Exons: 8
Coding region: 88-1176 (362 amino acids)
Cellular component (GO): mitochondrion
Molecular function (GO): oxidoreductase activity
Source: RefSeq, a predicted model, not a curated record
UUAUGUACUGUAAUUGACAAAUUUAGAAGCUAUACACGUGUAUGUGUAGGAUAGUUGUUUACUUUUUACCACCGAUUUGACAAGAAAAUGUUUGUGAGAAAUAUUUUAAAGAAUUGCUAUGGAAGAAGUAAUAUUGACGAGGUGAAAUGUCUGUUUAGGAACUGUCGUAAUGAUUUUAUAAGUGGAUUGCGAUGUAAACAUAAAGCUGCAUUUGUCGAGGAAUUUGGAAAACCUCUCGUCAUUAAAGAAACUACUUUAAAUAAAAAUUUAAAGGACAAAGAGGUGAGAAUUGCUGUUAAAAACUGUGGUGUAAAUAUUUCUGAUUUACUAAUAAGUCAAGGAAAAUUUAAGGAUAAAGUCAAAACACCUUUUAUACCUGGAUUUGAAAUAUCUGGUGAAGUUUUAGAAGUAGGAUCAGGAGUUGUUGAUAUUUCUGAAGGAGAUAGAAUUGUUGCAUUGAAUAAAGAAAUUUUAGGAGGUUUUGCUGAAGAAUGCAUUGCUUCUGAAAAUGAUAUUUGGAAAAUACCUCAAAGUAUUAAUUAUGAAGAUGCUGCUGCAUUGACUGAUUCUUAUGCGACUGCUCUUAUUGCAGCAAGAAGAGUUGAUCUGAAGUCUGAAGAUACUGUAUUAGUUACAGCUGCUGCUGGAGGCCUAGGUUUGGCUGCAGUCGAUGUUUUCUCAAAUUUAUUUAAUGCAAAAGUUUUAGGUAUUUGUGGGACAGAAGAUAGAGCUGCUCUUGUUAGAGAUAAAGGAGCUUUUUCUGCAAUGACAUACAAAGAAACUAGAUUUAUGGAUGUCAUAGAGGAAUUUACAGAUGGGAAAGGAGUUAAAGUGGUAUUUGAUGCAUAUGGAGGAGAUUUAUUCAAAAUGUGCCUUAAAGGUUUAUCAAUGGAAGGAAGCUUGGUUGUUGCUGGAUUUGCUUCUCAACAAAUCCCUGACUUACAAACUAGUGAGCUGCUGCCAAAAUCCUGCUCAAUAAUAGGCGUCUCUCUUACUCAGUACCGUCUCUCAGCCAAUGAAACUUUUCGAGAUUCUGUACAAGAAGUGAUAGAUUUACAUGAGGAUGAAUAUAUAGAACCGCAUGUUUCUGCAGUAUUCAAGUUAGAUGAAAUUAAUGAGGCGUUCAAAUUUUACGAGGACAAAAAAUCCACUGGAAAAGUUGUUAUAGAUUUGUGAUAUUUAUAUUUCAAUGAUAAAUGUAUAAAAUGAAAAUUGAUACUAUUGCAAUGAAUUUAUUUUGAAUGAUAUACACAAUUUUGAAAAUUGAAUGUAUAAUUAUAUUUUAAAAAUUUAUGCAAGCAAUGUAUUAAAGCUUUCUAGCAAUGUUUUUGCAAAUGCCAUAUUUCAAAAUAAUGAACAUACAAUGUAUAAUGAUUAUGUAAAUAAAACUUUUGAUAAGACUUGAGUACAGAAACUGUGAUAAAUUGAUAUUGUA